AUGAGCUCUGAGCCUGCCGCGGCCACCACAUCCAGAGGAUAUACAAAGAUAAAGGACAUUGGAUCAGGCAGCUAUGGCAAAGCGGUUCUUGUACAGGAUAAAGAAAGCAAGCUCUAUGUGAUGAAGAUCAUCGACAUGAGCCGGAUGGACCCCAAGCAGCGAAAGGACGCCAUCAACGAGGUGCGGGUGCUGUCGUCUUUGAAGCACCCAUACAUUGUGUCCUACAGAGAAAGCUACAUGUCCGAAGGCCGAAACUUGGCCAUAGUCAUGGACUAUGCGGACGGUGGGGACCUCCAUCAACGAAUACAGCGCACACGGCAAGCCGGCAAGGUCUUCUCCGAGGAAAGGAUUGUCAGGUGGCUGACAGAAGCGGCGCUGGCGCUCAAGUACUUGCAUGACAAGCAUGUGCUGCACAGGGACUUGAAAAGCCAGAACCUCUUCUUGACGGCUCAGGACCGUUUGCGAAUAGGAGACUUUGGGAUUUCCAGAGUGUUGGAAAGCACGUGUGCCUUCGCAAAGACAACGAUCGGCACCCCAUACUACCUGAGUCCAGAGAUCUGUCUGGAAAAGCCUUACACCUUCAGCAGCGACAUCUGGGCGUUGGGCUGCGUGCUGUAUGAGCUCGCUUGUCUCAGGGUUCCCUUCGAUGCAACGAGUCUGCAAUCGCUCGUUCAAAAGAUAACGCGAGGACCAACACCGGUUCUGCCGAAUUCAUACUCGCAUGAUUUGAGGCAGCUCUGCGGUGAUCUGCUUCAUCGUGAACAAACUCAGAGGCCGAGCGCCCAGGAGAUCCUGCAGCGGCCCUUGAUCCAGUACGAGAUUCGGAGAAUGCUCCGCGAGGAGCAGGCCAAAGGAACACGGGCGCAGCCCGAGGCUGGCGGACCUGGCAUGGAGAUGAAGAAGUCGCCGAGCAUUCAGAGCGAGGCAAGACGGGAGCAUGCUGACAGCAAUGACGAGGGAGGCUUGUCGUCUCGACAUUGGCAAAAUCCUGCACUGAAGGGUGUCGGUGCAAGCGUUUGUAUGGAGGGCGCUCACAUGCGAGAUCCUUCUCCCUCCAGGCAGAUGCCUGGCUUGCCUCGGCAGUGGGGCGAUGUUUCCGUCGCCGGAGCGCCACGCCAUGCCACGCCGGGACUCAAAGGACGACGGUGA
Messenger RNA from Symbiodinium sp. CCMP2456, 1149 nucleotides. The record is from the annotation of a GenBank genome assembly. Lineage: Eukaryota; Dinophyceae; Suessiales; Symbiodiniaceae.